Molecule: messenger RNA, 1497 nt
Organism: Rotaria sordida
Lineage: Eukaryota; Metazoa; Rotifera; Eurotatoria; Philodinida; Philodinidae
Source: the annotation of a GenBank genome assembly
AUGCAGAUAAUCAAAUCCAAUUUUCACUUCAGUUUUCUCAUUCUUAUCGGAUGUAUUUUGAGACCAUCUCAACAUCAAAGUAUUUCUAGUGAUUGGCAAUCAUCAGCGAAUUUAUCCAGUAAAGGUUUUGAAUUUUCUCCUAUUGAUGAACAAGCUCUCCUAUUGUUCGACAUCAUUGCUAAAUCAUUGAUUUCUUGUGUUAAAAUAUGUCAUUCAACUGUACCUUGUUACAUAUUUGAUUUCGAUGAUCAAUCACAUCGUUGUCGUAUCUUCGAAGGUAAUAUAACUACUAUGGGUUCAAUUGUUGCUUCUUCAUCUUCUCAAUCUCGUGUCGGAUCAAUAAAACUCUAUCCAGAACAAUUUACUAACCUAGGACAAUCAUGUUCAUUUUGUCAAAGAAGUAAAUAUUUGACAUGUAUAAAUAAUACUUGUCUAUGUCCAGCACAUACAUAUUUUAAUGGAUUGAUUUGUCAAAGUCAAAAAUUACUUGGAGCUAAUUGUACUAUUGAUGGAGAAUGUCGUCUAGAUCUUAAUUAUAUAUGUUUACCACGUCAACAAUGUGGCUUUGCAUCAAUGCAGACUGGAACUAUUGUUGGCGGCUAUGGUAAUGGUACGGGAGGAAGUACUCUUGAUGCUCUUCAAUAUCCGACAGGAUUAGCAAUGGGAAUUGACAAUUCACUAUACGUUUCUGAUUAUCUAAAUCAUAGAGUAAUUAAAUUACAACAAGGAUCUUUAAUGGGUUCAAUCGUUGCUGGUACAGGAGUAGCUGGUAGCAAUCUCAAUCAAUUGAAUGGACCAACAGGUUUAUACGUUGAUACAUCAUUAAAUAUCUACAUUGCUGAUAGUAAGAAUUUUCGAAUAAUGUUUUGGCAAAGAGAUUCAUCAAUUGGUGUUAAAGUUGCGGGAACUGGCGUUUCUGGAAAUACACUAAACAGUUUUUCUACUGUAGUUGGUUUGUCUGUUGAUUUACAAGGAAAUAUUUAUCUUUGUGAUUCUUUUAAUCAUCGUAUAAUGAAAUUUACACCAAACUCUAGUGAUGCUAUAAUUGUAGGAGGCACUGGUGUAGCCGGAAAUAGUAGUUAUCAACUUAAUACACCCUGUGGUAUCUACUUCCAAGACCUUAAUUCGUAUCUCUACGUUGUUGAUAGUAACAAUCAUCGAAUUCAACGUUAUAAUGUAGAUGUAUCAACGAAUGGUACGACAGUUGCUGGUGGAAACGGAGAAGGAUCAGCAAGUAAUCAGUUAAAUUCACCAUAUUCUGCAUGCGUUUCGAAAAUAACUAAUGCUAUCUAUAUUAGUGAUUCCGGCAACAAUCGUAUACAACGUUGGCGUUCUGGAGCGACAAGUGGAGUAACUAUAGCAGGAAAUGGUACAUUGAUUAAUAGUUAUUCAACAUCGCUAACAGGACUUAUGGACGUUAGAUUAAGCAAUAAUGAGAAUUAUCUAUUUGUAAGUGAAAUGUAUUACAGUAGAAUAUGGCGUUUUCAACUCAUUUAA